Molecule: messenger RNA, 1146 nt
Organism: Parastagonospora nodorum SN15
Lineage: Eukaryota; Fungi; Ascomycota; Dothideomycetes; Pleosporales; Phaeosphaeriaceae
Exons: 2
Coding region: 1-1146 (381 amino acids)
Molecular function (GO): chloride channel activity
Source: RefSeq, a predicted model, not a curated record
AUGGCAGAGAAGUCAACGAAUGGCUCGAAUGGCUCCAAGACCAUCAGGCCUGAGAUAAAGAGAGAAGAUACUGAUAAAGAUCUCGAUGACUACUUUUGCACAGUCGGCAUUAACCAACUUCUCCUCACGGUCCUCGGUUUCGUUGUCGGUCUCGCGCUAUCAUUCCGCAGCUCUACCGCUUAUGAGCGCUACAACGAAGGGCGCAAAUACUGGGCGCAGCUCACUCUUGCAUCGCAGAAUCUCGCGCGCUUGAUCUGGAUCCACGUUGAUGAGCGACACUCCGACCCCUCGCUUGGAAAGAAAGAUUUACUGGCAAAGAUCAGCUGCUUGAAUCUCAUCUCUGCAUACGCUGUCUCGGUGAAACACAAAUUGCGGUUUGAACCAUACAUGCACUACGACGACCUGAAGCACAUGGUCGGCCAUCUGCAUACGUAUGCAAAGGCUGCUGAUGUACCGGAUCAGAGGAAGAAGCCAAAUGUCUUCAAGACAGCGGGCCAGUUCCUAGGUGUCCCCAUGGCUGAGUCGAAUCCGCGCAAACUUGUCAAGAAGUCGCGGGUUCCGCUAGGCAAUCUUCCGCUUGAGAUUCUCUCCCAUCUGUCUUCGUACAUGAAGCAUAUCUACGAUAAUGGUACGUUCAAGGUAUCCAUCUACCAGACGCAAUCUCUCAACGCUUUGACUACCAUGAACGACGUCCUCACCGGUACCGAUCGCAUCCUCAAUACUCCGCUACCAAUUGCCUACUCAAUUGCGAUCAGUCAGAUUACCUGGGUUUACAUUCUGCUUCUUCCGUUCCAGCUGUACAAGCUCCUAGGCUGGGUUACGAUACCCGCGAGUGUAUUUGCUGCAUACAUUAUCCUCGGCAUCGCACUCAUCGGACGAGAAAUCGAAAACCCAUUCGGUGACGACGUCAACGAUCUCCCACUCGACGCAUUCUGUGAGCAGAUUCGCAAGGACGUGGACAUCAUCAUGUCACAGCCAGCGCCAAAGUGGGAGGAGGUUGUGGGGAGGGAAGAAAAUGAACUGCUGUAUCCUCUUAGUCACUUGUCAAGCGCUGGAUGGGCUGACAAGAGCGUCGAUGAAAUUCGAGAGGCGCUUGCGGCGAAACCGGGAUUGCAUUUCCAUAAUAGCCAUGGGCAGCGCGGAUGA